AUGGGGUUAUACAAUGUGGCUGCUACAGAUGUGUUCGUGUGUCCACGAGUACCUGCCAUGGCCAGGAAAAGCAAGAAAUUCCAUAGCCCUGCAGUGGAGAAGUGUUUGCACAUUGCUAAAGAUGCUCGUUAUGAUGCAGAUGACAUAUUGGAUGAGCUUGCUACUGAAACUUUGGGAUGUAAGCUGGAAACUGAAUCUAAGGCUGGCCCAAAUCGGCAUUUGAAAGAUCUUAAUGACCCAAUAAUGUCACAAGUUUUAGUGGAGACAGAGAACAUGCUAGCUCGUGGUAGAAUGGACCUACCUCUUAGUCUAUGCUUUGCAGCUCCUAGGGGAGAUGACUUCUUGUUACAACAGCUUUUGAAACAGGGUCUUGAUCCAAAUGAAUUGGACAGCAAUGGCAGGACAGUUCUGCAUAUAGCAGCCGCCAAAGGAAGUGAGAAUUGUGUGCAUCUAUUACUUGAAUAUGGGGCAGAUCCUAACAAUAGAGACUCAGACGGGAAUGUGCCUCUGUGGGUGGCAAUGCUGGGUGGUCAUGAACCGGUGAUCAACCUGUUACUAGAAAAUGGAGCAAAAUUAUACUCCGGAGACAUUGGUCAAUUUGCAUGCACUGCUGUUGAGCAAAACAACUUGAAGUUGCUCAAGGAAAUAAUUCGUCUAGGGGGAGAUGUUAUGCGUUCUAAGUCCAAUGGAACCACAGCUCUCCAUAUUGCAGUUUGUGAAGGCAAUACUGAAAUAGUAAGAUUUCUUUUGGACAAAGAUGCUGAUAUUGACAAACCAGACUUUUAUGGUUGGACCCCAAGGGCUCUAGCCGAACAACAAGGACAUGAAGACAUUCAACUACUUUUCCAAUCUAGUGGAGAGCCCAAAAAUCAAUCCUUCAUUGCAAUGCCGAGCAGAGAAAUGACAAUCAGUUCCUUGGCAGAUUUAAUAGUGAGCCAACAAUCAGUCCUCUAUCCCGGAACUGCACAUACUGAGGAGAAAGAUUUUCUAUUCCCUGCUAAUCAGAUAAGAAGUGCUAGAGACUCUGGAAGUAAAGCUGCUAGAGUGACCAUCAGUUGUCCAGAAAAAGAACAAGCUAGUGGAAAACUUGUGCUACUUCCAGGGAGUUUUCAAGAGCUACUUGAUAUUGCUGCAAAGAAAUUUGGGAUCCUGCCUUCGAAGGUCCUAAGUAAAGAAGGAGCUGAAAUUGAUGAUAUAGAGGCCAUUAGAGAUGGUGACCAUCUUAUUUUUGUCAGUUAUCUUGGAAUUUAG
Molecule: messenger RNA, 1251 nt
Organism: Quercus lobata
Lineage: Eukaryota; Viridiplantae; Streptophyta; Magnoliopsida; Fagales; Fagaceae
Product: potassium channel AKT1-like
Exons: 6
Coding region: 1-1251 (416 amino acids)
Biological process (GO): potassium ion transport
Molecular function (GO): protein binding; voltage-gated potassium channel activity
Source: RefSeq, a predicted model, not a curated record